Molecule: messenger RNA, 4857 nt
Organism: Fonsecaea erecta
Lineage: Eukaryota; Fungi; Ascomycota; Eurotiomycetes; Chaetothyriales; Herpotrichiellaceae
Exons: 2
Coding region: 1-4857 (1618 amino acids)
Biological process (GO): lipid transport; transmembrane transport
Cellular component (GO): intracellular membrane-bounded organelle; membrane
Molecular function (GO): ABC-type transporter activity; lipid carrier activity; ATP hydrolysis activity
Source: RefSeq, a predicted model, not a curated record
AUGGCUCUCUUUGUGCGCCAGGUUAUUACCUUGACUCUCAAGAAUCUCCUCGUUGCUUUUGUCCGGCACCCGUUCUCGACCACGAUCAGAGCCUUUAUCUUGCCUUGUAUCUUCGUCGGCUUUCUAUCUUACGCGCGCUUUCUGUUCAUUCCUCCCAGUGUCUAUGGCAUCGGUGACCCCACGCCGAUUCGAAGCCUGCCUGAAGCACUUGAUCUCGUCUCUGGUGGCAGGAAUAAACUUGUCUUUGUCAACAGCGGAUUCUCAGAUGGCCCAAUUCAAUCGGUCAUUGACAAGGUGGUGAAUGAGACCGGGUCAUUUGGCGGUCGAGUCGAGAUAUUGUCCCAAGAGGAGGAGCUGUUGACCGUGUGUCGAAACUCAAUCAGGGGAACGUCGUCAUGCAUAGCAGGUGCCGUCUUUUUCUCCUCGCCCUCUGAGGGACAGGCUGCUCGCUGGAAUUAUACUAUUCGGGCAGACGGUGGGCUUCAGUCCAAGAUCGUAACCGACUCUUCCAAGAACGACGUUGAGAUCUACCUGCUUCCCCUCCAACAUGCUAUCGACCGUGCUAUUUCUCAAGUCGAAGCCCACACUAAUGGAGCCACAGUCCUUCCCAACAUCGCAGACGAAUAUCCUUAUACUUCUAUGACGAAACAGCAGCGCUUAAACCGUAUCCGAACCCGAUAUAUGGGAGGUAUCAUCGACAUCCUGGCCGUCGCUUUCUUCAUUGGCGUGGUAGGUGUUACGUACCAGCUUACUGGAGUCAUCGCAUCGGAGAGAGAAAAUGGCAUGGCUCAACUACUUGACUGCAUGAUGCCGAAUCUGAAGCGAUGGCAGCCACAAAUGGCACGAAUUAUCGCUAACCACCUGGCCUUCGACAUGCUCUACGGACCCGGCUGGAUCAUCAUGGCCAUUAUUCUCUGUGCUGGCGUCUUCAGCAAAACAUCACCAGCAAUCGUCAUCAUCUUCAAUAUCCUAGCUGGACUAUCGGUGUCAUCCUUCUCAAUCCUGGGAGGGGCAUUCUUCAAAAAAGCCCAGCUUUCUGGAAUCACCUCUGUCAUCGUCAGUCUUUUACUUGCCAUCGUCGCGCAAGUCGCCAGCAAAGCCGGAACAGCAUCUGUCGCCAUCCUCUCCCUUCUUUUUCCACCUAUGAACUAUGUAUAUUUUACGAUUUUUAUGGCUCGUUGGGAGAAGCAAGAUCUUGGUACAAAUCUGGUGAAACGAGCGCCCGAGAACACGUCCGCGUUACCCGGUAUCGCUCUUUGGAUAUUUUCGAUAGUUCAGAUUCUUGUUUUUCCAAUCCUUGGUGCGUACGUUGAACGCAUCCUAUAUGGGACAGCGUCACAAAGUCGAAAGACCACAUAUUCGGACGAUCCCACCUCGAUCUUGUUAUCUGGAUUCACCAAGGAAUACCCACCUUCAUGGCUUGCACGACUUCGCGCAAUAUUUUCGAGGAAACGACUCACGACCGUACUUGCCGUCGACAAUCUAACUUUGGACGCGACGAGAGGGCAAAUCGUAGUGCUACUUGGUGCCAAUGGUAGUGGUAAAUCCACCACCUUGGAUGCAAUUGCCGGUCUCAACUCUAUCACCUCUGGAGAGAUCACCAUCAAUUUUCCGGAGGCCAACACUGGGCUAGGAUUCUGUCCUCAGAAAAACGUGCUGUGGGAUGAUCUCACGGUGGAAGAGCAUGUUCGCAUCUUCAAUAGGAUCAAGAGCCAGAAGCCAUCCUCGAAAGAAGAAAAUCGACAACUCCUAGUUUCAUGCGAUAUCGACCGGAAAUCCGGUGCUCGCUCAAAGACACUGUCUGGAGGCCAGAAGCGCAAGUUGCAGCUGGCAAUGAUGUUCACUGGCGGCUCACGGGUAUGUUGCGUGGAUGAAGUGUCCUCUGGUCUCGAUCCAUUGUCCCGGCGAAAGAUCUGGGAUAUUCUCCUGGCUGAGCGCGGGUCAAGGUCCAUUGUUCUCACGACACAUUUCCUGGAUGAGGCCGAGCUCCUUGCGGAUCACAUUGCGAUACUGUCGAAGGGUGUUCUGAAGGCUUCAGGGACCUCGGUGGAGCUCAAGCAUAAACUCGGCUCUGGAUAUCGAGUCCACGUCUACCACAACCACGGGUCUCAGCAGCUUCCGACUUUCAAGGAUGUUAACCAUGUUAGACGAGAUGAUCAAACCAUAUAUGGCUUGACAGACUCGGCACAGGCGGCAGACUUUCUACGCCGGAUAGAAAGCGAGGGUGUCAUGGAGUAUCAGGUUAACGGUCCUACAAUCGAAGACGUAUUUCUGAAGGUUGCUGAAGAGGUCAGAUUGGUACCGCAUUCAGCCGAAAAGAGGGGCACCGACCACAUCCUCCAGGAGAUUGGCAGCCACAGUAGCACUGAGAUCGACCCCGACAACGUUGUCAAAACAAUGAUCAGAGAUGAGUCAUCAGGGGAGCCUCCUCAACUUCUAGACGGACGCCGCAUCAGUAUGCCCCGACAAGCCAUGGUGCUCUUCUCUAAGCGAUGGGUUGUACUUCGCCGCAACACUCUUCCCUAUCUUGCGGCACUCCUGAUCCCAAUCAUUGCUGCUGGGCUUGUCACUCUCUUCCUCAACAAUUUUCAAAAGACGACCUGCAGCCCGGCAUCGUUAGCUUUGGUGUCCGACAUUGAGUCCUUGUCCUCACAGGUCAAUUAUGAUCUUGUGGCAGGACCGCGCGAUCUGCUCAGCCAGAAUGCCAUCCAGCUUUUUGCUUCCACGCUAGCAGGCAGCACGGGUCUCGCAGGAAUUGCGGCCAAUGCCACAAAGUUGCUGGAUUCAAUCCAUCUUGUCGAUACCCUAGAUGAAUUCAACGACUACAUCGACACUAAAUUUGACAAUGUGACCCCUGGUGGUUUCUUUCUAGGAGACAAAACCUCGCCACCGACCUUUGCCUGGCAGGGAGACGGGAAUAUUGCGUUUUCAGUCAUCAUACAAAAUGCCAUGGACACCUUGUUGACCAACAUUUCCAUUUCGAACCAGUACCAAGCCUUUGACGUGCCGUGGGGUGCUGAUGUAGGGAAAGCAUUGCAGCUGAUCACGUAUUUUGGGCUCGCCAUGGCAGUCUACCCGUCUUUCUUCGCCUUGUAUCCAACAAUAGAGCGGCUGCGCAACGUUCGAGGUCUCCAUUACAGUAACGGCGUCCGGUCGGCACCUCUGUGGCUUGCGUACACCACUUUCGACUUCGUCAUUGUCGUCGUCACAAGCUCGAUUACCAUUAUCAUCUUCCGGGCUGUCACCGAUGUCUGGUAUCAUAUCGAAUACCUCUUUGUGGUUUUCUUUUUGUAUGGGCUGGCCUCGACACUGUUAUCGUAUGUCAUAUCCCUCUUCUCGCGGUCACAACUCGCAGCCUUUGCGUUUGCAAGUGGUGGUCAGGCCGUCAUGUUCCUGCUUUACUUCAUUGCUUACAUGUCCGUUCUCACCUAUUCACCAAUCGACAAGAUAGACAGAAACGUCAAUAUCUGUCACUUCACAAUCGCGACCAUCUCUCCCGUGGCAAACCUGACACGAGCACUGUUUCUCACUCUCAAUGUGUUUUCGAUCACUUGCAGGAAUCGCGAGUUUGCUUCUUAUGCUGGAUCAAUGACCACAUUUGGCGGCCCCAUCUUGUAUUUGAUCUUGCAGUCGUUUCUACUCUUUGGGCUACUUUUGUGGUGGGAUUCGGGUCCUUUGUUUCGACGGCUUCGCAAAAAGCAACAGGAAGAGGAGGUGGAAGAGAGAGAUACCGUGGAGGCAGAAGUCUCCAACGAACUCACGAGGGUGUCUUCAUCCCAAGACGGCCUUCGGGUUCUGAAUUUGACCAAGCGAUUCGGCAAAACGCUAGCCGUCAACAAUGUCACAUUUGGCGUGCCUCGAAGUGAAGUUUUUGCCCUCCUUGGACCAAAUGGUGCUGGCAAGUCGACGACGAUAUCUCUGAUUCGAGGUGAUAUCCAACCGAGUCUUCGUGGAGGCGACAUCUUAGUCGACAAUAUCUCCGUAAUCCGACAUCGGGCCCAGGCUCGCUCUCGCCUUGGAGUGUGUCCUCAGUUUGACGCAAUGGAUACGAUGACCGUGGCUGAGCAUCUGCACUUCUACGCUAAAGUUCGUGGUGUCAGUGAUCCUCGCCAUAACGUUGAAGCCGUGAUGCGCGCGGUUGGCCUCGAGCAGUAUGCUGAUAGGAUGGCGGCCAAAUUGUCCGGUGGCAACAAGCGCAAGCUGUCCCUCGGUAUUGCACUCAUGGGCAAUCCAAGCGUCCUACUCCUGGACGAACCCUCAUCGGGCAUGGAUGCCGCAAGCAAGCGCGUCAUGUGGAGAACGUUGGAAUCGGUGGUUCCUGGUCGAUCCCUGGUGCUCACAACACACUCAAUGGAGGAAGCAGAUGCGCUCGCAACGAGAGCUGGUAUCAUGGCAGGCAAGAUGUUGGCGCUUGGGACAACUGACUACCUUCGCAGAAAGCACGGGGACGCGUAUUAUGUACACCUCGUACACAAAGGAGCCCCACAUGCAUCGGAUGAAGACAUGCUGCGCAUCCGAGACUGGAUCAUGCGGAGUUUUCCCGAUGCAAAUAUUGAGAGCAAAGUAUACGCAGGCCAGAUCCGAUUCUCGGUGCCAACGAAAGGGUUGUACGCCAGCAAAGACGGUGAAAUUAGCGUGGAGUCUGGUAUUGCGUCUCUGUUUGCGGCUCUCGAAAAGAACAAGGCGGAGCUGCAGAUUGAAUACUACAGCGUCAGCCGUGCAACUCUGGACCAAGUGUUCCUCAGUAUCGUGGGCAAACACAACGUUGAAGAGGAGGGCGGCGAAGCACCUUCCAUACCAAAAACUGGCUUCAUCAAAGAGCUAUCACGAGUUAGAUCUCGCUUAGUGCACAAAUGA